This is a messenger RNA of Trichoderma citrinoviride, 1494 nucleotides long. Its product is annotated as mevalonate kinase. The transcript is spliced from 2 exons. Bases 1 to 1494 code for a protein of 497 amino acids. Gene Ontology annotation, biological process: isoprenoid biosynthetic process; ergosterol biosynthetic process. The record is from RefSeq and is a predicted model, not a curated record. Lineage: Eukaryota; Fungi; Ascomycota; Sordariomycetes; Hypocreales; Hypocreaceae. Gene Ontology annotation, molecular function: ATP binding; mevalonate kinase activity. Gene Ontology annotation, cellular component: cytoplasm.
AUGUCUGACGGCACAGACGCCCCCAAUGUCUCCUUCGACGAGGCCAAGCCGUCCGUCAAUGGCGGCGGACAGUCUCUGCUUGGGCACCAGCGCAACAUGUCGCUUCGUCGGCCGUCUGCCCCCAUGGCGCCGGCCUUUAUGGUGUCUGCGCCAGGCAAGGUGAUUGUCUUUGGAGAGCACUCAGUUGUCUACGGAAAGGCUGCCAUCGCUGCCGCCAUCUCCCUACGAUCAUACCUCCACGUCACAACGCUCUCGAAGUCGAAACACACCGUCUCGCUUCGCUUCCCCGACAUCGACCUCACACAUACCUGGGACAUUGACAGUCUCCCGUGGGCAGCGUUCCACCAUCCAGACAAGAAGAAGUCGUAUUACUCCUUGGUCACAUCGCUCGACGAGGAGCUGCUGGCCGCCCUGCAGCCACACAUUGACGAGGUCUCCGCGGAUAGGCCUGAAGAUAUUCGGAAAGUCCACCGCAGCUCCGCCACCGCAUUCCUCUACCUCUUCCUUUCCCUGGGAUCGCCGCGCUUCCCAGGAUGCCUCUACACCCUGCGCUCCACAAUCCCCAUCUCCGCUGGCCUGGGCAGCAGCGCUUCUAUAUCUGUCUGCUUGGCCGCCUCCCUCCUCCUCCAGCUGCGGACGCUCUCCGGUCCCCAUCCCGAUCAGCCUUCGGAAGAGGCUCGCCUCCAGGUCGAGCGCAUCAACCGCUGGGCCUUUGUGUCCGAGAUGUGCAUCCACGGAAAUCCUUCGGGAGUCGAUAACACGGUGGCAACACAGGGCAAAGCCGUGGUAUUCCAGCGAACAGACUACAGCAAGCCACCGUCAGUCCGCCCGCUAUGGGACUUCCCCGAGCUGCCCCUGCUUCUCGUGGACACAAAACAGGCCAAGUCCACGGCGCACGAAGUGGCCAAGGUUGGGAAGCUGAACAAGACGCAUCCCAAGCUCGUCGGCACCAUUCUCGACGCCAUGCACAACGUUACCGAUGCCGCCUCGGAGCUUAUCGAAGCCAAGGACUUUGAUCCCAAGGAGGAGGAGAGCCUGCGCAAGAUUGGCGAGCUCAUGACUAUCAACCACGGCCUGCUAAACUCGCUGGGUGUGUCUCACCCCAGGCUGGAGCGAGUCCGCGAACUGGUGGAUCACGAGGGCAUCGGAUGGACCAAGCUCACGGGCGCCGGCGGCGGCGGCUGCUCCAUCACGCUGCUGAGGCCAAACGUGCCAAAGGAGAAGCUCGCCAAGCUGGACAGCCAGUUCGAGGCCGAAGGCUAUCAAAAGUUCAGCACCACUCUCGGCGGCGACGGCGUGGGCGUCCUGUGGCCGGCUGUACUGAAGAACGGGCUUGACGAAGACGAAGACGGCAUGGAGAUUGACGUGGACUUGUUUCUCAACGCACAGGGAACCGAGGGUGUCGAACGGCUCGUCGGCGUCCACGGCGACGGCGGCGAGAGAGAAGGCUGGAAAUUUUGGCGAGUGGAAAGCGAGCAGUCGGGCCAUCUAUGA